Schizosaccharomyces octosporus yFS286 is the source of this 1411-nucleotide messenger RNA. RefSeq names its product DNAJ protein Caj1/Djp1-type. Lineage: Eukaryota; Fungi; Ascomycota; Schizosaccharomycetes; Schizosaccharomycetales; Schizosaccharomycetaceae. The record is from RefSeq and is a predicted model, not a curated record. Bases 183 to 1262 code for a protein of 359 amino acids. The transcript is spliced from 3 exons.
CGUUAUUUUCAUUUAAACAAAUAUUGAAGUAGAACAUUUUACUUUUGUAUCGCAUGCGUAUUUUUUUUAUUCAAAUAUCUAUUCAGUUGUACUCCGGUUCACUUUGUAUUAUCAAGUGACCUCAGGUUAUCGUUUUAACAUUCCUCAAUCUUUACCAUUGAAUAAUUUCGACGACGUUUCAUAUGGACAACAAAACAGUGGAUAAGGAGUAUUAUGAGAUACUAAAAGUACCAGUGGAUGCAGAUUUUGAUACUAUAAAAAAAUCAUACCGUCGUUUGGCAAUUCGACUUCAUCCUGAUAAAAACCCAGAUAACCCGGAGGAAGCACGAGAGAAUUUUCAAAGAUUGGGAGAAGCAUACCAGGUCCUAAGCGAUCCUCAAUUACGAAAACAGUAUGACCUUUAUGGUAAAGAAGGUGCUGUACCUGAGGCGGGUUUUGCGGAUGCAUUUGAAUUUUUCAGACAGCUUUUUGGAGGCGAAUCCUUCAAAGAUUACAUUGGUGAGCUAAACCUGUUAAAAGAACUAUGCAAAUCAAUGGAAGAAUCUUCUUCUGAAUAUAAAGCUAUCGAAGACGUUGAUGAAUCGAAGAAAAAGCUACAAGAAGAAGAAUCGAGGCAGCAGGAAUUACUAUUGCAGGAACGAAUUGAUAAUCUUUGUCAUAAUUUGGUAGAUAAACUGUCUAUAUGGACAGAAACCGACAUGUCCGAGUCAGUAACCAAUGCCUUCAGAGAAAAAAUGCGCUUGGAGGCUGAAAUAUUGAAGGAAGAAUCAUUCGGCGAAGAGCUACUGAAUGCAAUAGGGUCCACUUACCUUCAAAGAGCGAGAAUUUUCCUUGAAAGCCAAUCGUUUUUUGGAAUCAAGGGUCUUUGGAGUAGCUUGAGAGCAAAGGGCUCACUUCUGAAGGAUACUUGGAGUACAGUUGUCAGUGCAGUGGAAGUUCAAACAAAAGCAGAAGCCCUCGCAAAAGCAGAAGAGGAAGGAAGCAACUGGACGAAAGAAAAGAGAGAAGAAGCUGCCCGUGAAUUAACUGGUAAAGUAUUAUCGGCAACUUGGAAAGGGACACGUUUCGAAGUUCAAAACGUCAUUCGGAAUGUUAGCGAUAAAAUUCUAUUUGAUAAGAAUAUUCCACAAGAGAAGCUCGUACAGCGUGCACAUGCUUUAUCCAUGGUAGGAGAGGUAUUCCUUUCUGUUGCUCCAAAACGAGAACGCGCAGAUAAUUAUUUUGAAGAACUGCUAAAUCAGCAAGCCCCAUCACAUGAGUAAAGAAUGUACCUUUGCAUUUGCUUAAUUACUCAGUCAUAGUUUCCAAUAUUUCAGUCUUACUUACUUUUUCGUAUACUUAUAGAUCAACAUAGGAUAUGUCUUCUUACGAAAACUCUUCUACGUUUUUGAAUAUUAAUUUUUUUUAUUUA